This is a messenger RNA of Oppia nitens, 2551 nucleotides long. RefSeq names its product TGF-beta-activated kinase 1 and MAP3K7-binding protein 1-like. Gene Ontology annotation, molecular function: protein serine/threonine phosphatase activity. Gene Ontology annotation, biological process: protein dephosphorylation. Lineage: Eukaryota; Metazoa; Arthropoda; Arachnida; Sarcoptiformes; Oppiidae. Bases 398 to 2083 code for a protein of 561 amino acids. The record is from RefSeq and is a predicted model, not a curated record. The transcript has a single exon.
UUUAAUGUAUUAUUCGUGACCCCCUCCCUCCUAACACAUACAAUGCAUUUAAGUUAUUAUCAGUGAUGGAUCAGCUGCUGCUUCUACUGAUGGACAACAAUAUUGUGGCCACCAAUUGAUUGUCGAUUUUUUUUAAAAAAUUUUUUAUUUUAAGAUUUGUUUGCAUAUAUUUAUAGACAGGCAAUCAUUACUACUACUACUGGCCAUCAAACCAUCGGUUGACCGACCAAUUGGUCAAUUGAUCAUUCAGUUAUCAUAUAACCUAAAGAAGAAAAUAUUAUGUCUUUGAUCUGAUCUGACGGCAAGACUCCAACGUAUCCGACAACAACAAUAACAACAGCAACAACAAGAAGCACAUCCCAUACGUCAGACACACAUCCUAUUGAUACUUAACUUAAUGCCAAUACUGUCCGAUAGUGGCGGCGGAGGCGGCUAUCCGUUGAUGAUGGACAACACAAUGUUGUUGAACGGUAUGCGUCAGUUGGGUUCGACCGAGUCGUGGACGGAUGAUCUGCCAGUUUGCGACCGAACAGGUGUUGGUACUCAACCGAAUCACGUCUACAGUCGUAACGGUUCCCGACAAGAGGGCCAUCACUGCGAAGACCGUAGCUUUCAUUUCAAUGUAAACUCGACGACCAGUUUCUAUGGUCUGUUCGAUGGACAUCAGGGUCAGAGUGCGGCCAAUUUUCUGGCCCAACAUUUGCCCGCCGAUGUUCUACUCGAACCGUUACCCGAAACGUCGACCGACGCUGACGUCCACAAUCUCUUCAAACAGGCCUUCGAAUCGGUCGAAGGCGAGUACUUUCAGUCGAUAGACGUAUCGUUGGCCGAGAAGACAUCACUUGGCUUUCAAAUACAAGGAAUGAGUCAAACGGAGGCCUACGAAACCUUUCCCGAGAUUGUUGAUCGAUUGAGUACUGUAUCGGCCAAAGUUUCGUCGGGAACUACUGCCGUUGUAGCCCUUGUCCACUGUAAUCGUUUGCAUGUGGCCAACGUUGGCGACACAAAGGCCAUAUUGUGCAAACUUGAUCAGUCGGGCGGCUAUUCAGCCACUCAACUAUCUACCGAUCACGACCUGAACAACGACGACGAACUGUUGCGUCUCCAGAAGCUCGGCCUCAAUGUUGACUAUUUGCGCGAACGGCAACAAAUCGGAAACAUAUCCGUCACCCGUUGUUUCGGUAACUAUUUAGUCAAAGCCGGCUACAGUGAUAUGGCCGAUUUGUGUAUGGCCACUGACGAACCGGUAAUCGCUGUUCCGGCCAUCAAAUCUGUACCAAUCGACAACAGCGUACAGUUUCUUAUAUUGGCUUCCGGUGCCGUAUUUAGGACACUUGAAAGUGCUACCGGUUCGCCACAAGUGAACAGUGAUAUCGUCCGAAUGGUUGGCGAAGAGUUCAAAGUUCAAAGCACACUAACCGGUGUCGCCCAGGCUGUCAUCAACAAGAUUUGUCGCAUACAUCAGGACUACUUUCUGACCGAAAUGAACAAUCCGGCUCUGCCGCAGUCCAGCCGCCAGAUCGACGAUCUGACACUAAUGGUCCGCAACUUUAAUCAUCCGCUGGUCAACGGUAUCUCCAGUCCGAACAGUCGAUCGCCGUCGCUGUCGACAAUGCAACGGCGUUUCGACGAACAAUUGCACAUUUCGGUUACCGACGGUCCUGCUGGCGGUGGCACCAAUACCGACGAUGAAGACUUCGGUAUUGCCACCAGUGGCCAUCAGAUUGGCUAUCGUAGCCGUUCGGCGUCAAAAACGCUGAUGCAAUCGACAACACCGGUACCGGAAAUGUCGGUCACGACCAAUGAUGACCUGAUAUUGCCGCCAACGUUCGAUGAUUCGUCGGCCAAUACAACGACCACCAAUACGACAACAAAUACGACGACAAAUUCGACCGACUUUGAGGAACGAGGUUUUAAUUCACAAAAAGCCGAUCCAUUGGAUUUGGACUCCGAUGGACGGGUAGCUUCCUAUGUAAAGUUUGACGACUUUUUGGAUGCAAUCGAACUGGCCAAACAAGACGGUACCUAUCAGGACUUUACGGUCACCAAUGGUGGCUCAACUAUUACUACUGGUGCUGAUUAAAUAGCUCACUAAUCGCCGUUAGUUAUCCCUAAAAUAGGAUAGUCUUAUCUUCACUAUCUCUCUCUCUCUUUCUCUCACUAUCUACUACUGUUGUUCCUCAUAAAUACCGUACCAUUAACUAUACAGUAGAGAUAUACUUACCGAUACUGUACUGUAUAUAAUAUCUGUCACUAUACAAACAAACAACACAAAAAAAAUUAUAAAACAAAUUUUUAACGUACAAUAAGUAAAUGAAUUGUUUUUUUUUGUUUAAUUAAUUAAAUAUUAAUGUUUUUUUUUUAAGAUCAUCUCUCAAUUUUUAAGCUAUAAUUUAUAUAUAUUAUGUUAUAUUAAUUACUGUAGGCUUUUAUAUGUGACAAAUGAUAAGAUAUUACUUUGAAUUACAAAAUAAAAGACAUACAGUGUUAGAUCGGAUCGGAUCAGUGGAUAUAUUCUUCGACAUAUAUAUAUAUAUAUAGAAAUAAUGGG